AUGAAAGGGACAGAGAGAGAGAGCAAACAGAUUUACAGCGAAAGAUAUAUCUGGUCGAGAAUUACUAGCAAGAUAUAUCAAUGCCCCAACUGCACUAAGAUAUGGUAUUUCAGCACCAACAAGUUCUUCAUUACUUUCAUAAGGUGUGGAAGACCUAGAAAGUAUUCUCUAGAAGGUUCCGCCAACCAUGGGAUAAUUUCUCCUCCGCCGCCGCAGGUGGAUGGCGGCGGAUUUGCGUCACCUACGCCGCCGCAGGAAGCUGACGUGGCAGCGGUGAAAAAGGGGAGGGGGAGGCCACGUGGCUCUGGGCGAAAGCAACAAGUAGCUUAUUUAGGUAAUAUAUAUGAAGCAGCAGGGUUUGGAUUUAGACCGCACGUUAUCACAAUAAAAGCUGGGGAGGAUCUAUUGGCAAAACUGAUGUCAUUCUCCCAAAGUACCUCACAAGCGGUGUGCGUUUUGUCAGCCAAUGGUUCCAUAUCUAAUGUAUCACUUUGGCAAGCAGCAACAUCAGGUGGCACUGUAACAUAUGAGGGACGGUUCGAGAUCCUAACUCUGUCUGGUUCCUUUCUUCUCUCGGAAUCUGGGGGUCAACGCAGCAGAACAGGUGGUUUGAGUGUGUCACUAGCUGGACCAGAUGGUCAAGUUUUGGGUGGCGGUGUGGCAGGGCUCCUUACAGCAGCAGCUUCUGUUCAGGUUAUUGUUGGUAGCUUCAGGACGGAAGGUCAGAGGCAGCUGAAGUCAGGGAAUUCAGACGCCUUUGGUACACCAGCAACAUUCGUCUCUGGAGCAUCAGCAGCCAGAAGUCCUCCAUCCCUCGGAACCCUAAGUGAGUCCAGCGGCGGGCCUGUCAGCGCUCAUAAUCAGCUUGUUGAAACUUCGAAUAGUAGUCCUUCUGGAGUAGCUAACUUGCCCUGGAGAUGAGAGAAUUAUGUUCGUAUGUUCCCAGAAUUCGUGUUGAUAAUCCGUGCCCCCAAGCUUAGAAAGUUGUCUAAUCUGUUUAUUUAGUACUCCCUCCGUCUCAAUAUACUUGUCGUCCUUAAUUAAUUUUUUUUUUUACUUUCAUAAGAUCGAAAUAGAUCUUUAUUAAUAUCAAGUGACCUCACAAUCAUUAGGGUACUCAAUUGAUGUG
Messenger RNA from Lycium barbarum (goji berry), 1129 nucleotides. RefSeq names its product AT-hook motif nuclear-localized protein 10-like. The record is from RefSeq and is a predicted model, not a curated record. The transcript is spliced from 2 exons. Bases 1 to 921 code for a protein of 306 amino acids. Gene Ontology annotation, molecular function: minor groove of adenine-thymine-rich DNA binding. NCBI's taxonomy places the organism in Eukaryota, Viridiplantae, Streptophyta, Magnoliopsida, Solanales, Solanaceae.